Messenger RNA from Arvicola amphibius (Eurasian water vole), 6557 nucleotides. RefSeq names its product RAB3 GTPase activating non-catalytic protein subunit 2 (gene Rab3gap2). Gene Ontology annotation, biological process: regulation of GTPase activity. NCBI's taxonomy places the organism in Eukaryota, Metazoa, Chordata, Mammalia, Rodentia, Cricetidae. The record is from RefSeq and is a predicted model, not a curated record.
CCCCGGGUGGCUGAAGCUUUCGGGGCUCCGUGCUGUCAGCCGCGGGGUCGGGUGGGUCGGGCGCGGCUAAGGAACGACACCCCUGCCCGCGGGGGUCCCUGCAGCCAUGGCCUGCUCCAUCGUCCAGUUCUGCUCCUUCCAGGACCUGCAUUCCGCGCGCGACUUCCUGUUCCCUCAGCUGCGAGAGGAGACCCCCGGCGCCCUGAAGAGGGACCCCAGUAAAUCAUCAAACUGGGAAGAUGAUAGUUGGGGAGCAUGGGAAGAAACAGAACCCCAAGAACCCGAAGAAGAAGGAAAUGCUUCUAAAACACAAAAAACUUCCUGGCUUCAAGAAUGUGUUUUAUCCUUAUCUCCAACCAGUGAUCUUAUGGUGAUAGCCCGGGAGCAAAAGGCUGCAUUUCUAGUGCCAAAAUGGAAGCAUGGUGAUAAAGGGAAGGAAGAAAUGCAGUUUGCUGUUGGUUGGAGUGGCUCCCUGAGUGUGGAAGAAGGGGAGUAUGUGACCAGUGCUCUCUGCAUCCCACUGGCAAGCCAGAAGAGGAGUUCCACUGGGCGUCCUGACUGGACCUGCAUUGUGGUGGGGUUCACGACUGGCUAUGUGCGGUUCUACACUGAGAGUGGUGUGCUUUUGCUUGCACAACUCUUGAAUGAGGACAAAGUGCUUCAGCUUAAGUGCAGGACCUAUGAAAUCCCCCGACACCCUGGAGUGACCGAGCAGAAUGAAGAACUGAGCAUCCUAUAUCCAGCCGCCAUUGUGACUAUUGAUGGCUUCAGUCUUUUUCAGUCCCUCCGUGCUUGUCGGAACCAGGUGGCAAAAGCUGCAGCAUCAGGCAAUGAGAACAUACAACCACCACCGUUAGCUUAUAAGAAAUGGGGUCUUCAAGAUAUUGACACUAUUAUUGAUCAUGCUAGUAUUGGUAUUAUGACUCUGUCACCUUUUGAUCAGAUGAAGACUGCUUCCGUUAUAGGGGGGAUUAAUGCAACAAUUAAAAACAGCCCACCUGCCAUGUCUCAGUAUAUCACUGUAGGGUCCAGUCCCUUCACUGGCUUCUUCUAUGCUCUAGAGGGAAGCACUCAGCCGCUGUUGUCUCAUGUCGCGCUCGCGGUCGCCAGUAAACUGACGUCUGCUCUCUUUAGUGCUGCCAGUGGUUGGCUUGGUUGGAAAAGCAAGCACGAAGAAGAGACCGUCCAGAAGCAGAAGCCCAAGAUGGAGCCAGCUACUCCCUUAGCUGUGAGAUUUGGACUUCCGGAUUCUAGACGCCAUGGAGAAAGCAUAUGCCUGUCUCCUUGUAACACCCUGGCAGCAGUCACAGAUGAUUUUGGCAGAGUUAUCUUGUUGGAUGUCGCUCGAGGAAUUGCAAUACGGAUGUGGAAAGGGUAUCGAGAUGCACAAAUUGGAUGGAUUCAGAUUGUAGAGGACCUCCAUGAACGAGUACCAGAAAAGGGGGAGUUUUCCCCCUUUGGAAAUACUCAAGGUCCCAGUCGAGUAGCUCAGUUCCUUGUGAUCUAUGCGCCACGAAGGGGUAUUUUGGAAGUGUGGAACACACAGCAAGGACCAAGGGUGGGAGCUUUCAAUGUGGGCAAGCACUGCAGGCUGCUGUAUCCUGGCUACAAAAUAAUGGGCUUAAACAACGUGACAAGUCAGAGUUGGCAGCCUCAGACUUACCAGAUCUGUCUUGUUGACCCGGUGUCUGCAAGUGUAAAAACGGUCAAUGUGCCUUUCCAUUUAGCACUGAGUGACAAGAAGAGUGAGAGAGCCAAGGACCUGCACUUGGUGAAGAAACUGGCAGCCCUGCUAAGAUCAAGGUCACCCGGGCCUGAUUCAUUUGAAACAGAAAUAAAGGAGUUGAUCCUUGAUAUUAAGUACCCUGCAACCAAGAGACAAGCUCUGGAAAGCAUUUUGGCCAGUGAGCGUUUGUCAUUUUCCUGCCUUAGAAACGUUACUCAGACUUUAAUGGACACUUUAAAAAAUCAAGAGCUUGAGUCUGUGGAUGAAGGACUGCUGCAGUUCUGUGCCAAUCAGCUGAAGUUACUACAUCUUUACGAAUCUGUCAGCCAGUUAAAUUCUGUUGAUUUUCACUCAGACACACCGUUCUCUGAUAACGACUUGGCUGUGUUGCUGAGAUUGGACGAUAAGGAGCUUGUGAAGCUCCGGGCCUUAUUAGAGAAGUACAAACAAGAAAACACCAAGACCACUGUCCGGUUUUCUGAGGAUGCAGACGGGGUGCUGCCCGUCAAGACCUUCCUCGAAUAUCUAGAGUAUGAGAAGGAUGCACUGAGCAUAAAGAAGAUAAGCGAGGAGGAGUAUGUUGCUCUAGGCAGUUUCUUUUUUUGGAAGUGUUUGCAUGGAGAAAGCUCCACGGAGGAUAUGUGUCACACUCUGGAGUCUGCCGGACUUAGUCCUCAGCAGUUACUGUCUCUGCUCCUAAGUGUUUGGCUUUCGAAGGAAAAAGAUAUUCUGGACAAACCACAGUCUGUCUGCUGUCUUCAUACCAUGCUGUCCCUACUGAGCAAGAUGAAAGUGGCCAUUGAUGAGACAUGGGAUUCUCAGUCUGUGUCCCCUUGGUGGCAGCAGAUGCGCAUGGCCUGUAUUCAGUCGGAGAACAAUGGAGCUGCCCUGCUGUCUGCACACGUUGGGCAUUCUGUUGCUGCCCAGAUGUCCAGCAGUUCUACAGAUAAGAGAUUUUCCCAGACAGCUUUGGGUGCUGAUGCAGAGCCCUCAACAGACUCCUGGGAAGCCCUUUCUCUUGACACCGAGUACUGGAAGCUCCUGCUGAAGCAGCGGGAUACUGCCCUCAUCCUCCAGACCCUGCUCCACAGCAAGGCCAGUCCUCCAGCUGCCAAGUCAUCUCCACAGACAGAGCCAAUUCCAAGGCUUUCUGUGAAGAAAACUGGUGGUGUUGCAGACAGUGUAGCCAAGUGGAUAUUUAAACAGGACCUCAGCCCUGAACUGUUGAAAUGUGCCCACCAAGAAAGAGAUCCAGAAAACCCAGAUGAACCCAAAGAAGACUUGCUGCGUUUAGCCUAUGAGCAGUUCCCGUGUAGCCUUGAGCGUGUGCUGCAUGCACAUUGCUGCUGGGAGUAGUUGUUCAGUGGAAUAAAGAACCCAGAGGAAGCGCGCUUUCUGGUUAGGUCCAUAGAACACUUGAAGCACAUUCUUAAUGCACAUGUUCAAAAUGGUAUCGCGUUGAUGAUGUGGAAUACAUUCUUAGUUAAAAGGUUUUCUGCUGCCACCUACUUGAUGGAUAAGGUUGGGAAGUCUCCAAAGGAUAGGUUAUGCCGAAGGGAUGUGGGGAUGAGUGACACAGCAGUGACGUCCUUCCUCGGAUCCUGCCUGGACCUUCUCCAGACCUCACUGGAGGCUGACAUUAGCAGGGAUGAAAUGCAGAUGCCGGUCCUGGACACUGAGGAUGCCUGGCUGUCCGUGGAGGGCCCCAUCUCUAUAGUGGAACUGGCGCUCGAGCAGAAGCCUAUCCACUACCCACUGGUGGAGCAUCAUUCCAUCCUGUGCUCCAUCCUGUAUGCAGCCAUGCGCUUUUCUCUUAAGAGUGUGAAGCCUCUCGCUCUUUUUGAUAGCAAGGGAAAGAAUGCAUUUUUCAAAGACUUAACUUCAAUUCAGUUAUUACCUAGUGGGGAAAUGGAUCCAAAUUUCAUUUCUGUAAGACAACAGUUCUUACUGAAAGUUGUCAGUGCAGCUGUCCAGGCCCAGCAUUCUGUCACCAAGGACAAAGAACCCUCCGAAGAGGCGGCAACCACUCACUGGAAAGACCAAAACUGGCCAGUUCUGGCUGUGGAUUUAGCUCAUCACCUUCAAGUGAGCGAAGAUGUCAUUCGAAGGCAUUAUGUGGGAGAGCUGUACAACUAUGGAGCUGACCUCUUAGGAGAGGAGGCCAUUCUGCAAGUUCAUGACAAAGAAGUUCUGGCGUCUCAGCUGCUCGUGUUGACAGGGCAGAGGCUGGCACAUGCACUUUUCCACACCCAGACAAAAGAAGGCAUGGAGCUGCUGGCCAGACUCCCACCCACACUCUGCACCUGGCUGAAGGCAAUGAACACCCAGGAUCUUCAGAACACUGAUGUGCCAAUCGCCACAACAGCUAAACUAGUGCACAAAGUAAUAGAGCUCCUGCCGGAGAAGCACGGGCAGUACAGCCUCGUCUUACACCUCAUCGAAGCUGUGGAAGCCAUGGCUACUUCAUGACAGUCGUCCAAAGUCCUGCGACCACAUCAGUCACUGCAUGUCACUUUACACACCAAGAUCUGGAACUUUUUGGAGGUUUUUUUUGUUUUGUUUUGCUUUUUUGUAUAAUAAAUAAAUAUAUUACUUUUAAAAAAUGCAAUCCUGGCUAAGUUCCAUUUCUUCAGUUGAGACUGAAGAUAAAAUACAUUAACUGAGCUAUAAUUACAGAUGCUUUACUGUUUUUUUUCAUUCAAAUAAGUAACUUUAUUGUUAAACUUUGUAUUGUAACUGAUUAUAAUUUGCAGAUUUCAUUCUUACUGUAGUAUUCCAGUUCAUAUCCAGAUGACUCCUGUGGAGAUUAGGUGUUCAUCCAGCUCCCAUCAGCAUGCUAGAGACUCAGCCCACCCUUUAGAGCAUGCAGAGAUGUCCUUAUGUUUGGCCCUGCACCAGGAAGCCACUGGCAGGGCUCUGGGUGCUGACUGCUUCCUGCCCUGGGGUGCUGCUGCCAUCAGAGGAGAAAUGGCUUUGAGAUCCCAGAAGCGACCUGGAGAAGGACCCCAGGCCUGCUGUACUUGCCAGAAUUGGGAAUCAGAGAUGUGAACAAUGCAUCAAAAUCAAUUAUAAUGUAAAUUAAGAUUUACUCUUUAUUUUGUCAAGUUCCAGAAUUGUAUCCACAUCAGGUAAUUGUAAAAAAUGUAUUAUCUUGUAAAACUUCAUGUUAAAAAAAAAAAAAAGAACAAAGCAAAGAUUCUAAAAUAUUUAAAGUCCAACUUUAUUUUUCUUCCAAGUGUUCAAAAUAUGUUGCCUGUCCUAGGAGAAGGACAGAGAACAUGCUUUGGGCUGUGACAGCCUUAGCAAACCUACCUCACAACUGGGUGGAGAGGACAAACUGCAGCCAGUUCUGUAGCCUGUAGUGCCUAGUGCAGGCCAAGCGCUAAACACAUGUGUGAGUCAGACCCACCUGCCCCAGGCUGGCCACGGUGCUUGGCUCUGCUGACCAGCAAGUACUUACUGCGGUGAGACUAUCUCUGGAAUGUAGCCAUAACUGUGGUGACUGCCAUGGUCACAGCUGUCACAGUAAUCAUUCCAAUAUAGGGAAGAAGGCAACUCCACCAUUGUGAAGGUUGAAAAUGUCCUUCAGGGACACCCAGUAAAAAUCUGAACCUGAACAUACACAAAUGUGAAUUCUUUUCCAUUAAAAAGUCAGAUCUAAGAUCGUGGCUGGCUAAAACUAACGCUGUUAGCAGUCGGAUUUCACUAAGAGAAAUGUUUCGGUGUUGCCCAGGUGGCUGUGAGGAGCAGCCAGCUGCAUGCUGCGAUCCUGUAAGCACAGCUUGACUAACAUGAAUACCGCCCUUUCCAGGGUCCUAGGAGGCCCGUUCUCCCAGGGCCGAGUACUCUGGAAGAAGCUGGAGAGAGUGGGCACUGCUAAUGGUCCUUUUACUCUAAUCCCAUUACUUGUUUUUUGAGGAUAAAACUGGCUAUAUUUACUCUGGUAGAUCACAUAAGAGAAUUAAAACAUAAAUUAAGUCUCUAAGUUAGAUCUGUCAUCCAAAAAUGUAAUACACAUAGAAUUUAAAAACUAAAUCCUGAGUUUAAUAAAGGCAGUAAAAUAUUCUACUACAUUACUAAGGGCUUUUAAAAUAAAUAUGAUAAAGAAAAUUUAACAUUUAUGUAUCCAUUCUCUAACAACAAAGUGCCACAAAUAAAGGAAUUAGGUUCUAAUGGGGCUGGUGUCCCUGCAACAAGGGCAUGGCAUAUGCCCUUAACCAGUAGUGUUUCCCUAGAUACCCCCCUCUCUCCCUUACAAUUACAUACUUUUUUUACCCUGCUAAUGAAAGUGUUCAGAUAAUCCUAACUUCUCUACCCCAGGCUGUGCUUAGAUGUAGACGUGGAGGAGCCGGGAUAAUGUAGAUAGAACGGUACAUUACAUAGCCCCAGGCUUUCCACUUUAGCCAAGAGACACAAAAGGUCAUCUACGGUGUGAAGCCUGCUGCAUUUAAAUAGCUUUUUAAAUAUGAUUAUUUAUGAUUUAAAAUCAUAGCAAACUAAGACUUAGUAACAAUAAGCUUACAUUGAUUACAGCAUUCACUUAGAAGUUGCUAUGGACCAUUUCAUGAAUAAACAAGUAUUCUUACAGUGCACUACAGCAAUAGUGAAAGCCCUCUCACCUCACAGGGAUGGGUUUACGAGGCAGCUAGAUUCUGCUUAGAUUAGCCAUCCUUGAAAGAUCAGUCCAGUAUUGGAUUGCUCACAAAAUGCUCUACUGUCUACUGUCAAUGUAUUGUGAGUAGUGAAUUCUGUAUACACCAUUACUUUCUGUGUCUAUUCACUAUUGUGAACUUGUGUAUAUUAGUGAAAUAAAUGUUCAGCUUUUAUGUUA